UGGUGGCAACGCAGCCACGCCACUGUGCUCGGAGCACGCGUCUGGACAGGACGGGACAGAGCGGUGCUGUGAGGAGUUUCCUUCGCAGCCAACUCGUUCCUCACUGACCCGAAGCAUUUCCGAGGAUUCUUCUUCUAUCAAGAUCUCUCGAGGCCAGACCACAGGAGCUGGUGACCCGGAGCUUCUCCAAGGCACCACCACUCCUGGUGGAAGGCGCCCUCGAGGACAGGCCACGGGAGUUGGUGACCCGGAGCUUCUCCGAGGCAUCAUCACUCCCUGUGGAAGGUGCCCUUGAGGCCACACCACGAGACUUGGGGACCCGCAGCUUGUCUGAGGCGUCUCCAGUCCCUGUGGAAGGUGUCCUUGAGGCCAGACCACAGGACUUGGGGACCCACAGCUUGUCUGAGGGCUCUCCAAUCCCUGUGGACGGUGCCCUUGAGGCCAGACCACAGGACUUGGGGACCCACAGCUUGUCUGAGGGCUCUCCAAUCCCUGUGGACGGUGCCCUUGGGGCCAUUCGGCAGAACUUGCGACCAGGGGCUUUUCCGAGGCGUCUCUCCUGCAGGUGCCCUCGAGGCCAGACUGCGGCAUGGCGGGGAGACGCUCCGGCCUGUGCAGGCUUCUCAGGAAGAAGAACGAAGGCCCUGGGCCUGCCCCAGCGCGGCAACCUGAGGAGAUGCAAAACUUCCAGCCCCUGCAGCAGGAUCCAGGCCAGCACCGGACAGAAGAGCAUGUCCGUGCCCGCGGCCGCUUCCGCAGAGCAGUUCAGAGGUUUCUGAAAUUCAUAGGGAUUCGGCGUAGAACACCCAGGACCACACCACCUGAGGGCACGGCACAGCCUGACACCAGGACAAACAACCCCAAGGCGAAGCCUGAUGUCGACUCCACGCCGACUGAUCCCACAGCAACCUCUGACACUGCUUUGACCCACGACCUGACAAGCCCUGUCACUGCACUGACCCAUCUCAUGGCGACGGCUGACAUCGCACCAAUUCAUUGUGCAGCAAACUCGGACACCGCUUUGGUUGAUGAGACAACCACCUCUGGCACAGCACCGACUGAUCUCAUGGCAAAGGCUGACAUCGCACCGAUGCCGAUGGAUGGCACAUCAAACCUUGACACGGCACCGAUGGAUGGCACAGGAAUCUCUGGCACUGUGAUGACUGAUGACGUAAAAACCUCUGAAACCACACCGACUGAUGUCAUGGAAAAGUCCAACACCAAAACCACUGAGAGCAUCGGGAACGCUGACACCACACCUACACAGAGUGUGACUGAUGCUCCCAAUUUGGACUUUUUCAAGGAAAAAGGUUUCUCCAAUCAGAAGCAAGUGCCAGCCAUCGUGAGGUACAUCCACCAGUGCCUCACGUUCCAUGUGUCUCCAGAUGUCAGCCUCCACACUAACAUUCUCAGCCUGGUUGGUGCACACCCUCGUGACGUGGUGAUGUCUCUCCUGCACUGUGCCCCAGCGUGUGACAGAGCUGCUGCAAUGAUCUGGAGGACCAUCGCCUCCUCAGGAACGACAGCAGAGAAGGUGCUCCCAACACUGCUCCAAGUCAUGGAGGACUGGCCACUGUACAGCGUCUCCUCCUCCGACGGCGACAACAAAGACGUCUUUGCCCUGGCUGCAACCCUGGCACUGCAGAUGAUCAUCCAGGAGCCAGAGUGCCAAGAUGCACUGAUGAUUUAUGCCCCUCAACUCCUCGUGGCUCUGCUUUUCCAAGUCUUCGUGAGCACAGAGCAGAUGCCAGAGGAGGUCAAGACCUUCUGGAGGCAAUGCCGGGAGCAAUGUGACCUUCCCAACGACCCCAACAGGUUUGCAGUACAGACCAUCAAGGCCCUGCUCUGCUGUCUACACUGGGAGAAUGAGGUGGUGGCAAUGGAAUGUAAGCGUGGCUGGGACACCCUCCUGCAUCCUGACACCCACCACUAUGCAGUGGGGCUGCUGGCCAGGGAGAUGCGCAGCGUUUUGAUCCCCUUCUAUUCCCUGAUCACAACCCACCUGCUCGGGCUGCUCAGCAGCAAGGAGCCCCACUGGGAGCUGCCUGCCCUGGCCUUCCUUGUUGAGCUCCUGGACUAUGUGGAGGGGAGAAAAUGCCAUGAGAGCGUCCUGCCAAUCUUGUCAAAGCACCUGCAGAGCCAGUGCCCUGACAGCCAUCGCCUGGCGCUCAGAGGACUCCUGGUGCUCAGUGUGGAUCCCUCAAUGGCCGAAAGCAUCUGCAGCCUGGCUGAGCACCUCGUGGAGCUGCUUCAUGAUGGAGAUGGAGAUGUGGUCGCCAUGACCCUCUCUGUGUUCCUGAACAUGCUCCAGGACAAGGACAUUGAAGCACUCAGCUCCACUGCCCUGAAGCUGGCUGAGGCGCUCCAGCCACUCUUUGAUAACGACAACAUCCACGUGCAGCUGCUCUCCAUUCGCCUUUUCCAAGAGGUGAUGGAGUUGCUUGCAGAAGAGGGGCCAAAGACCUUGAAUACGCAGGUGCACCAGAGCCUGAUCCCCCUGUUCUUCCAUCUGCACGAUGAGAACCAGUGCGUGGCAGAGGCCUCUCGGGAAACACUGCUUUCUGCUGCAAGUUUCCUCAAGAGGAGGGAUCUCGAGCAGCUGCUGAGGAGGGAGCAGCCCAUCAAGUUCUGCGAUUGCCUGAUGGACAAGGAUGUCAGCCGAAGGGAUGAGCACCUGCACCAAGCCCUGCCAUAUCUGCAGAGCCCACAGCAGCCCUUGAGAGAGGCAGCCGUCAGGUUCAUGGGGGUCGCCGCCUGGCACAUGCAAGACCUGCAGCCCGUCAUGAAGGCCCUGGAAGUCAUGACCGAAGAUGACUGCUCCUCCUACUCCACCAUGCAGACUGCAGUCUUGUCCGCUUUUCGACGGGCAGUAUCUAAGUAAUCUUCUCCACCAAGACAACCAAUGUGCCUGGAACAGCACCGGACAACAGCAAAUACACCACUUCUCAGCGGUGCUGGGCUGGACCCAACUGAGCCUGACGGCAAGGCCAGGCAGCUCCUGGCCUCUCCAUCCCUAUGUACAGCUCCCUCCCUAUGUACAGCUCCCUCCCUCCCUGCCUAUUCCCUUCUCCUGCCCACAGUUCAUCCCUCCCCUUCCCCUUAGGUUAAGAAGAUUCAUCCCUCCCCUUCCCCUUAGGUUAAGAAGAUUCAUCCCUCCC
Molecule: messenger RNA, 3158 nt
Organism: Chiroxiphia lanceolata (lance-tailed manakin)
Lineage: Eukaryota; Metazoa; Chordata; Aves; Passeriformes; Pipridae
Product: maestro heat-like repeat-containing protein family member 6
Exons: 16
Coding region: 590-2881 (763 amino acids)
Cellular component (GO): cytoplasm
Source: RefSeq, a predicted model, not a curated record